Molecule: messenger RNA, 575 nt
Organism: Rubroshorea leprosula
Lineage: Eukaryota; Viridiplantae; Streptophyta; Magnoliopsida; Malvales; Dipterocarpaceae
Source: the annotation of a GenBank genome assembly
AAGACAUGAAAACUUUCAAAAUUUUCACAAGUUUUCUUUCAUACAUGGAACCCAACAUAGGAGUAGGUUUUCUUUGGAAAGCUCAUGUUUCCUUAGGUAUUCAAGCUAUUAAAAUGAUGGGAAGCUUCAUCAGGGGAGCUAUUCUCUUUUCUUGGCAGAAAGGAAAUUUGAGCCAAUUUUGAAAAGGCAUAGGGUGCAAAAAUCUUGUCUUGAGACCGGCAGGUUUUUAGUGCUUAAAAGGGAGAUUGGAGAGAUUACCAUUUGAAGAGUACAAGGGUUCAAAAGCGUCUGAUUUACUUGAGGGACUGAUUUAUUGCCAUUUGAUAAGUAUAAGGGCUGAUUCUGGCUAUGUAAGCAUUGGACCACACCAAAACUAUCUCUCCCCGUCAAAUUUAACACUUUCCUGACGUCAGCCAUGAAAUAAGGGAUGAUAUGCUACCAUUUGAUGAGUAGAGUGAGGGGUUGAUUUGCGUCUGUUUUUACUUAAGGGGCUAACUUGCCACCAUUUAAUGAGUACAGGGGUUGAUUUGCCCUUUUUGCCUUCUUUUAACAACCAGUAAAUAUUGUUGAUUUUU